CUGAAAGUAAAAAAAGAUGGAAAAAAGUGACAUCACGAAAAUGUCACUCGAAUUUGUUUGGAACAAAUGUGUCACUGUCACUGAUGGAAAGUUUCAAAUGGACAAAAACCGAAAUGAAAGUAACAAUUUUAUAAUUUCACCAAAAUGAAGAGGUUACAGAAAUUAUCAUUCAACUUACGCUGCUGUGGAAAAUCAUACCGUCUUCCUGUCAAGAAUGCGUUUUACACCACCACCUCUGAAACAACUAGGAAUGGAAACCCAAGUGCUCCAGAAGAACAGGCUAUUCCAGUGUCAAACAUCAGUGCUGAAAAAUCGGUGCCAAAUAUUGAAGACGAUCCAGCACAUAACCUUGAGCCCAGAGUUGGCUUAACGGAUACUGCUGACAUACGAAGCAAGCGCGUGGCUGCCAAGAAGUCGAUUUUGAAACUGGGAGCAUGCAUUCAUCUGGGAGUCCCUAUGAGGAAUUUCUCGUCUGUCCAAAAUCCAUGUGCGUCCCGCGAGCCGAAGACCAAGAAGACGGCGGAGGCGAAAUCCCCACCGUCCGGUUCUUCCCUUGGAGGCGCGGGAGUCCCUCCCAAGUCGAGCUCCGGCGGCGCUCAGGGCAAAAUCAUAGCUGUGAUUGGCGCAGUAGUAGAUGUGCAGUUUGAAAAGAACUUACCUCCAAUAUUGAACGCCCUCGAAGUGCCAGGAAGAACUCCGCGCCUGAUCCUGGAAGUAGCCCAGCACUUGGGCGAGAGUACGUGUAGAACUAUCGCGAUGGACGGCACCGAAGGUCUGGUGCGUGGCCAGCCCAUUGUAGACACCGGGGCGCCUAUCACCAUUCCAGUGGGGGAGCCAACACUGGGCAGGAUCAUCAACGUCAUCGGAGAACCUAUAGACGAGCGCGGCCCCAUAAAUACGGACAAGUUCGCCCCCAUACACGCGGACGCGCCCCCCUUCGUAGAGAUGUCCGUGGAGCAGGAGAUCCUCGCCACCGGCAUCAAGGUGGUGGACCUGCUCGCGCCGUACGUCAAAGGUGGCAAAAUCGGCUUAUUUGGCGGCGCUGGAGUCGGCAAGACAGUACUUAUAAUGGAGCUCAUUAACAAUGUGGCUAAAGCACAUGGAGGUUUCUCAGUGUUUGCCGGAGUGGGAGAGCGUACAAGGGAAGGCAAUGAUCUCUACAACGAAAUGAAAGUGGGCGGAGUCAUCACGGACGAUUAUAAAACAUCGAAGGUAGCGUUAGUAUACGGUCAGAUGAACGAGCCCCCUGGCGCGCGCGCUCGUGUGGCGCUCACGGGGCUAACUUUAGCGGAACACUUCCGAGACAAGGAGGGACAGGAUGUGCUGCUGUUCGUCGACAACAUAUUCAGAUUCACGCAGGCGGGGUCUGAGGUAUCCGCGUUGCUGGGCCGCAUACCAUCAGCCGUGGGCUACCAGCCCACCUUAGCUACGGACAUGGGCACCAUGCAGGAGAGGAUCACCACCACCAAGGCCGGCUCCAUCACCAGCGUGCAGGCGGUAUACGUACCAGCGGACGACCUGACAGACCCCGCUCCGGCUACCACAUUCGCUCACUUGGACGCUACCACGGUCUUAUCCCGGGCCAUCGCCGAGCUGGGAGUGUACCCGGCUGUGGACCCUUUAGACUCUACCUCGCGCGUCAUGGACCCCAACAUUAUAGGGGCCGAACACUACGCUGUAGCUAGAGGCGUGCAGAAAAUAUUACAGGAUUACAAAUCGCUACAAGACAUAAUCGCCAUCUUGGGCAUGGACGAGCUCUCUGAAGACGACAAGAUGACUGUGGCGCGCGCACGCAAGAUACAGCGUUUCCUCUCGCAGCCAUUUCAAGUUGCGGAGGUGUUCACGGGCCACGUCGGGAAGCUGGUAAAGUUAGAGGAAACUAUAAAGGGAUUCAAGAAGAUCUUGGCCGGCGAGCUGGACCACAUCCCAGAGGCGGCAUUCUACAUGGUGGGCACCAUCGAGGACGUAGUCGCUAAAGCGCAGGAGCUGGCUAAAACUGUCUGACCAAAUGCUAUGGAAUGAUUACUUACAAUAAAUGAACUGUGA
Chilo suppressalis (striped riceborer) is the source of this 2046-nucleotide messenger RNA. The record is from the annotation of a GenBank genome assembly. Lineage: Eukaryota; Metazoa; Arthropoda; Insecta; Lepidoptera; Crambidae.